Salpingoeca rosetta is the source of this 985-nucleotide messenger RNA. RefSeq lists its product as uncharacterized. Gene Ontology annotation, cellular component: intraciliary transport particle B; centrosome; cilium. The coding region runs from base 181 to 585 and encodes 134 amino acids. NCBI's taxonomy places the organism in Eukaryota, Choanoflagellata, Craspedida, Salpingoecidae. The transcript is spliced from 4 exons. The record is from RefSeq and is a predicted model, not a curated record. Gene Ontology annotation, biological process: intraciliary transport; protein localization to cilium; centrosome localization.
AUUUCAUGCUGUCGACAACGACGCCUCAAAUCAAACGGUGGUUGGUUGGUUGGCGACGACAAACAACAAGCAGCUGCUGAGCCAACAAGCAAGCGAGCAAGCCAAACUGAGCGAGUGCAUGACGUGAGUGGCUGGCGUGCUAUCCACAGCAGCGACGUGAGGUAGGGACACAACACCACCAUGGACGAGGAGAACACGCCGGUGACGGUAGCGGGGAUGCAGUUUGAUGAACUGUCGAAGAUCCGCGUCUUGGACCCAGAGAAACACGAGCAAACAGAGGAGCUUGGCGAAGAAUGCAGAACCUUUUUGGAGAAGAUCAACUCGUUCCACACGGUCAUGGGCGGGUUUGUUGAGCUUGUGGACCGGUUGGCAAAGGCUGUGGACGACGAGAAGAUGAAGGCAAUUGGCGCGCGGGCAGCGGUGGACUCCCUCAGCAAGAAGCGACAAUCUGAGGAACAGCUGCUCCAAGCCAUGAUUGCAGAGAAGCGCGCAGAGCUCGAGAGACUGCAAGUGGAGCAAGACAGCUUGGAGCGUGUGAUUCAGGACCAGGACCAAUUCAUCACCACCCACGUCAUGAACAAGUGAUGAUGAUGUGGUGGAUUGGCACAAAAACACAGAGUCCUACAGUGGUUCCGUGGGACUACGAACCCAGAGACAGUUGUGCGUGCGUGCGUGCGUGUGCGUGCGUGUGUGUGUGUGUGUGUGUGUGUGCGUGCGUGUGCGUGUGUGCGUGUGUUUGUGUAUUAGUUUGUUGAGAAAGACGUGGCUUUCGAGAGGAGAUACCCGAACAGACACACGCGCACGUGCGCGCAAGCUUGUCGUUCGCACUCCUGUGUUACAACUUUGCCACAUACUUUGGUUUUCUUCCGUGUGCUUAUGGUGUUGCUGUGAGGGCGGCUGUACCGUCAUGGAAGAGUUUGAAGGGGGAAGGAGGCGGCAAUCGAUUAUUGGUUGUCAUCAUCUUGUAUUGAACCACAACAGCGAA